AUGACACCCUCCGCAACAAGGAAUGAUAUGAAGUCUGGGUGGAUAGUAAAUCUGGAUCAACAAUGGGAUACUGAAUACUGGCUAGGAGGUCAAUUCACGGCAGAUUUCAACUUAAUUCAAAAGGCAGCUGAUUGUUCAGUAUUCGGUUUACCAUCUCUUCAGCGCAAAGUCGCAAUCGCUUCAGCAGAUGCUGAGCCUGGUGUGCCUCCAGUACCAUCUGAGGACAAAAUUGAAGAGGCGAGGUCGCUCCUGUAUAUCUCACUACUUGGGAGUGUGCUAUCACAUGGGGCUUUCAUAGCAGAUGCUUGCAGUGAAGAGAAUAUUCCAGCUGAAUAUUGGGUGAAUGGGUCUGGUGAUCUCUUGCACAUGAAAUUUGUGGUGAGGCUCGACUUCUAUGGCCAGUACAGCCGACUUGGCCCAUAUUUCAACUUGUUUAACUCCAGGACAUUGAAGACACUGCGUAAUGCCGGCAUUCCAGAGGUAGAGGCAGAACACCCCACAAUAUCAGGCUUUGUGCAUGACUGCUUUGUGCUUGUGGUCCAGUCGGAGCCACUGUUAAAGGACUUGCCCAAGGAGGGUUUCACUGUGCCCAGAAUUUCAUGUCAAGACAUUGGCAGUGUGCUCUUGAGUCCAAGCAAGGCAAAGCAGCUUACUCAGGCUUCUGCAGCUGCAAGGAGCUCCCAGUCAGCAAACACUAGCAAUGGCAGAGGUAUUUUGGCACUGACAAUGAUUGAGGGAUUUGGCUUGCUCACUGCAUUGCUAGAGUUCCUGCACAUCCACGACCUGCAUGAUCCCGACAACUACUAUUCAGGCCUUGGCUCACUUAAGGAAACGAAAGUGGAGUGCCCUGAUGUGCAGGACGACAAGGGAUUGCUAAUCCAUCCUAGAGAGUAUGGCAUAAAGUUGGACCAUGCCCGCUUUGUUGAAGUUGAGGUGUACCUGAAGCUGUAUGGUACACCUACUCACCUGUUUGGGGCAAUGCUGACAAAGUGCCUGAUGCAGAUGGAACAUUGGCAAGAGUGA
This is a messenger RNA of Suillus bovinus, 1023 nucleotides long. RefSeq lists its product as uncharacterized. The record is from RefSeq and is a predicted model, not a curated record. The coding region runs from base 1 to 1023 and encodes 340 amino acids. The transcript is spliced from 10 exons. Lineage: Eukaryota; Fungi; Basidiomycota; Agaricomycetes; Boletales; Suillaceae.